Molecule: messenger RNA, 2766 nt
Organism: Cyprinus carpio (common carp)
Lineage: Eukaryota; Metazoa; Chordata; Actinopteri; Cypriniformes; Cyprinidae
Exons: 18
Coding region: 1-2766 (921 amino acids)
Source: RefSeq, a predicted model, not a curated record
AUGGCGAUCGGAGAGAGCCACAGAGCUCCACUAAAGUUGUUCAAAUAUACCUUUGACUUAAAAUUCAAUGCUUCAAGAGACACUGUGAUAGAGAGCUUGAGGGCUUUGAUUCAUGGACAGAAAUUCCCCACAUGUGUCAAAAAAGGGAUGAAAAUCACUGGUGCGAACAUCACUACAGUGUGUCUCUCGAAUGUGAACAAAACUCAGUGUAUGUGUGAGAAUCAAUACGUUUGGCCCUCUGAACAAUGCUCUAAACAUGGAGUUUGUGGCCCCAAUCAUAAUGAUACCUGCAGAUGCAUCGCUUCUCUUCCAUCUGACGAGCCGAUCUGCCGGCGACCACCUGCUCCCCUGAAGUUGUUUAAAUACACUAUUGACAUAAAAAUCAAUGCUUCAAGAGACGCUGUGAUAGAGCGCUUGAGGGCUUUGAUUCAUGGACAGAAAUUCCCCACAUGUGUCAAAAAAGGCAUGAAAAUCUCUGGUGCGAACAUCACUACAGUGUGUCUCUCAAAUGUCAACAAAACCCAGUGUAAAUGUGAGAAUCAAUACGUUUGGUCCUCUGAACAAUGCACUAAACAUGGAGUUUGUGGCCCCAAAUAUAAUGAUACCUGCAGAUGCAUCGCUUCUCUUCCAACUGACGGGCCAUUCUGCCGGCGACCACCUGCUCCCCUGAAGUCAUUUAAAUACACCAUUGACAUAAAAAUCAAUGCUUCAAGAGACACUGUGAUAGAGAGCUUGAGGGCUUUGAUUCAUAGACAGAAAAUCCCCACAUGUGUCAAAAAAGGGAUGAAAAUCUCUGGUGUGAAGAUCACUACAGUGUGUCUCUCAAAUGUGAACAAAACCCAGUGUAAGUGUGAGAAUCAAUAUGUUUGGUCCUCUGAACAAUGCUCUAAACAUGGAGUUUGUGGCCCCAAUCAUAAUGAUACCUGCAGAUGCAUGGGUUCUCUUCCAACUGACGGGAGCCGUUCUGCCGGCGACAACUUGUCAUUCAAAUACACCAUUGACAUAAAAUUCAAUGCUUCAAGAGACACUGUGAUAGAGCGCUUGAGGGGUUUGAUUCAUGGACAGAAAUUCCCCACAAAAGGGAUGAAAAUCUCUGGUGCCAACAUCACUACAGUGUGUCUCUCAAAUGUGAACAAAACUCAGUGUAAGUGUGAGAAUCAAUAUGUUUGGCCCUCUGAACAAUGCUCUAAACAUAGAGUUUGUGGCUCCAAUCAUAAUGAUACCUGCAGAUGCAUCGCUUCUCUUCCAACUGACGGGCCAUUCUGCCGGCGACCACCUGCUCCCCUGAAGCCGUUUAAAUACAUUAUUGACAUAAAAAUCAAUGCUUCAAGAGACACUGUGAUAGAGCGCUUGAGGGCUUUGAUUCAUGGACAGAAAUUCCCCACAUGUGUCAAAAAAGGGAUGGAAAUCUCUGGUGUGAACAUCACUACAGUGUGUCUCUCAAAUGUGAACAAAACCCAGUGUAAGUGUGAAAAUCUAUAUGUUUGGUCCUCUGAACAAUGCACUAAACAUGGAGUUUGUGGCCCCAAUCAUAAUGAUACCUGCAGAUGCAUCGCUUGUCUUCCUACUGACGGGGCGUUUUGCCGGCGACCACCUGCUCCUCUGAAGUCACUCAAAUACACCAUUGACAUAAAAUUCAAUGCUUCAAGAGACGUUGUGAUAGAGCGCUUGAGGGCUUUGAUUCAUGGACAGAAAUUCCCCACAUGUGUCAAAAAAGGGAUGAAAAUCUCUGGUGCGAACAUCACUACAGUGUGUCUCUCAAAUGUGAACAAAACCCAGUGUAAGUGUGAGAAUCAAUAUGUUUGGUCCUCUGAACAAUGCUCUAAACAUGGAGUUUGUGGCCCCAAUCAUAAUGAUACCUGCAGAUGCAUCGCUUCCCUUCCAACUGAUGGGGCGUUUUGCCAGCGACCACCUGCUCCACUAAAGUUGUUAAAAUACACCAUUAACAUGAAAAUCAAUGCUUCAAGUGACACUGUGAUAGAGCGCUUGAGGGCUUUGAUUCAUGGACAGAAAUUCCCCACAUGUGUCAAAAAAGGGAUGAAAAUCUCUGGUGUGAACAUCACUACAGUUUGUCUCUCAAAUGUGAACAAAACCCAGUGUAAGUGUGAGAAUCAAUAUGUUUGGUCCUCUGAACAAUGCUCUAAACAUGGAGUUUGUGGCCCCAAUCAUAAUGAUACCUGCAGAUGCAUCGCUUCUCUUCCAUCUGAUGGGCCAUUCUGCCGGCGACCACUUGAGCCACCAACAACAAUGGCGGCACCAACAAUAACAGCGGCAACAACAACACUGGCACCAACAACAACGGCAGAACUAACAACAACAACACUGGCAACAAGCCCCAACAACAACAACGGCACUAACAACAGCAACACUGACACCAACAACAACGACGGCACCACCAACAACAACACUGGAACCAAUAGCAACGGCAGCACCAACAACAUCGACGGCACUAACAACAGCUACAGUGGCACCAACAACAACGAAGGCACUAACAACAACACUGAUACCAACAACAACAACAAUGGCACCAACAACCACUUCUGUGGCACCAACAACAAGACUGGCACCAACAAUAUCGGUGGCACCAACAACACUGGCACCAACAACAACAAAGCCGACAACACCAACAACGCCAAAAACAGUAACAACACAGAAACCAACAACAAAACCAAAACCACCAACAACAACGCCAAAACCAGCAACAACACCAAAAACAGUAACAACACGGAAACCAACAACAACGCCAAAAACAGCAACAACACAUAA